CUCGUGCUGGUGUCUGUCAGAAGUUUUCACGUCGCUGCGCCUCAGCAACGUCUCCUGCGAGAAGGACUGAAAACACGGACAAGCUCGUCCGAGAGAUUACCAGAGAGCGACUUUCCACACCUGGACGCAGUCAUGGAGAGUGUGUUUGGAUGGGAUCCGAACCCAGUCCAAACAAACCCUUACAUCAUGAUCAUCGAGCAGCCCAAGGCCAGAGGGAUGAGGUUCAGGUACAAGUGUGAGGGUCGAUCAGCGGGCAGCAUCCCCGGGGAGAAGAGCAAUGAGACCACAAAGACACAUCCGGCCAUCAAGGUGCACAACUACAGUGGCCCGCUGCGUGUCCGGAUCUCCCUGGUGUCGAAGAAUGCCCCGUACAAACCUCAUCCUCAUGAGCUGGUGGGGAAGGACUGCAAGCAUGGGUACUAUGAAGCCGACCUGCAGGAGAGAAGGAUCCACAGCUUUCAGAACCUGGGCAUUCAGUGCGUGAAGAAGAAGGAUGUGGUCGACGCGAUCACUUGCAGACUGCACACCAAUAAUAAUCCUUUCAAGAUUCCCGAGCCGAAGGUGUGGGAGGAAGACUUUGACCUGAAUUCGGUGAGACUGUGCUUCCAGGCCUCCAUCACUCUACCCACCGGGGAGCUGUUCCCUCUGGAGCCGGUGGUCUCGCAGCCCAUCUAUGACAACCGAGCUCCAAACACAGCUGAGCUAAAGAUCUGCAGAGUCAACCGUCACUCUGGAACUUGCAAAGGAGGAGAUGAGAUCUUUUUGCUCUGUGACAAAGUGCAGAAAGAGGACAUAGAGGUGCGGUUCUUCCAGGACACCUGGGAGGGAAAGGGCACUUUCUCCCAGGCUGAUGUUCACAGGCAAGUAGCCAUCGUGUUCCGAACACCCCCUUACCGAGACACCAACCUCACCGAGCCUGUCAGAGUCAAGAUGCAGCUCAGGCGACCGUCCGACAGAGAGGUCAGCGAGCCCAUGGAUUUUCAGUACCUGCCAGACGAACGAGAUGAGUACAGGCUGUCGGAGAAGAGGAAACGUACAGGAGACAUCUUCCAGAGUCUGAAGCUGAUGCCCACAGUGACUGUUGCGUCAGACAGACGACACAUCAGCCCCAUCAGAAGGCCACACUCAACCAUGCCCCCCAACCCUGCACAAGCCGCUGCAGUGGCGCCCCCUGCUCCCCCUCAGUACAUGCCGGGAAGCCAUUUGUUCUCGGUCCAGCCCAAAGUGGAGGCCCAAGCUACUCACGGCACCUCAACAGACAGUCGCGCCUGGAAGAUCAUGGAGAGCCUGAAACUGGGCCCCCAACCCAACACUCCUACAGUGGCCAACUUGUCAAUGAGCCAGGCCCCACCUUCCUCUUCCACCUCUGCCGCCGCCUCCUCCUCCUCCUCCUCCAUUCUACCCACUGCCAACCAGGAAUACUCUACUGUCAACCUGUCUGACAUUCACCUGUCUGAGUUUUUUCCAAAUAUUCCAUCCAACAUCGGUCAAGACUCUGGAACUUCAGCCUCUCAGUUCAUGGAGGACGAUAUCCCAGAGUUCCCCAGUUUUAAUGAACCCCAUCACCAAGGAACCUUGGACAGCCUCAACAUGGAUGACUUUGUGGACCUUCUGACCCCAAACAUGAUGGGCGAGAGUAGCGGCCACCAGCCUUCUUCAUGCCAGCAGGUGCUGCCCAUCUCCUGCCCCGCCUCCUCUGCCCAAACAAUGGUCCAGAACAGUUCAGACCAGCCGGUGGGCACAUGGAUGAGCUACCCAAGCAGCAUCACCAGCCUCAUCGAUUCUGGAGCCAUGAAUGACACCCCGUCCACCAAUCAUCACCAAGCGCUCCAGGACCUGGACCACCUGUUGUCAGCCGAUGAAGACCGACUCAUGUCCAUUCUGAACAAUGGGACUCAAACGGGCUUCGUGUCAGGGCACCCGACUUAAGAGGUUCGACAAUGAAUGAACAGUGAACAUUGCUCCCCCUGCAUCCCAAACACAAGCCCAACUGAUGACCGUUGACUGAAGAGUGAUGACAUAAAGAAAGCAGCGAGGCACUGCAAAAGAGCCACUCUGCCUCCCGAACACAUUCAUGAACUGUGGAGGAGCCUCAGUGUUAGGGGGAGUUUUGCCCUGUUUGUGACCAGAGCAGUGACACCAUGUUCGCGAUAGGAGCACAAGUGUAUUACUUUGGAUCUCUAGUGAAUGUCUGAUAUGCUUUAGUGAAUUCAUGGUUACAACACAAGCGACUGUCUCACUGACACAAAAUGAAGUUUUUUGAAGUUCUCAAAGUGGGCCAGACUCUCCAGCACAGUGCUGAAGAGCUUCUUUGUGUGCAUUUCGACUAACUGCUUUUUUCAUCAGUUGACUUUCUGUCCCAGAUUCUUAAAUCAUGACAAUGACCUGCUAGAAUUUUCAUUGUCGACACGCUGCCCUUGCUCCCUCCAUGUCAGAACAGAUGUCAUGAAUUAACUUUACAGUCGUGAUAGAUAGUAUUAUGAUAGUUUGUCAAGUAUCAGCUCCAUAUAUUUGCUCUGAUUUGGUUUGCCCUUGGCUAACUGCCCAGGCCAAACCAGGCUUUACAUUGAAUUUCCUCACCAACUGAAGGUUUCCAGGUUGAGUGAGAUCAAUGACCACCUCUCACCCAGGAUUAAAGUGCCUGCCAAAUAUAUGCCAAAAAUAUGUCUAUUAUGUACAUCCAGGGUUUCCGGCUGAAAAUCUGUUAGUCAAGGUGGUGAGCGGUGGGCCACGAGGGCAGCCCCACGAUGGCAAAGAAGGCACACUGUUGAACUUUGUUCCGUUCCUUAUGUCUGCGUCCUUAUGUCCUUCAGUUGUGUUCAGCCAGUUUUAUUUUGGUGUUGUGUGAGACGAGUGAGUGAGAACGAGAGAUUGAGUGCCCGAGUGCAUAAUUAACAGAAAUGUAUUUCUAUAUUGUUAUCAACGAGAAUGUGUUGAUAUUUCCAAUAAGAUCAACUCAAGUUUCAUUUGUUGCGAUGCAGUAAUCCUUAUUCAGAGGACAAAAGAAAGGCUGGCGCACUACUGCUUUCAUUGCACCAUGUGCCCUGGUCCUCUCCAUUCGCAGUACAAGAUUGUACUCUUGUAUAGAAGAGUAAUGUGCCAAAGCAGGUAUUUUUUUCCUGUUUCCUCCGUUUGGAAAUAUGCGCCCCGUGUUUCCUCAACAGUUACUAUGAGAUGUUGAGAGCACUCUUUCCUGCCCACUCUGAGCUCUUCCUGUUGUACAUAUAGUGUCUGAUGAGGAUUAUCGCCAGCACUUGUCUUUUAUUACCACUCAGUUCAGAAAAAUAAAGUGUUUCUAACUAAUCUG
Messenger RNA from Synchiropus splendidus (mandarinfish), 3307 nucleotides. RefSeq names its product v-rel avian reticuloendotheliosis viral oncogene homolog A (gene rela). The record is from RefSeq and is a predicted model, not a curated record. The transcript is spliced from 11 exons. Gene Ontology annotation, cellular component: cytoplasm. Gene Ontology annotation, biological process: cellular response to stress; regulation of transcription by RNA polymerase II; inflammatory response. Lineage: Eukaryota; Metazoa; Chordata; Actinopteri; Syngnathiformes; Callionymidae. Gene Ontology annotation, molecular function: RNA polymerase II cis-regulatory region sequence-specific DNA binding; DNA-binding transcription factor activity, RNA polymerase II-specific. The coding region runs from base 133 to 1929 and encodes 598 amino acids.